AUGGUGGUGUAUGAAUCGGAGAGGCUGCCGCUGCACGGGACGUCGCCGGUUGUGAAGUUUGAGGUACUGCGCGCUCAGCGGGCCGUACAACCCCCUGCGCCCUCUGUGAAACUGAAGCGAGUUUUCACCAUCGCGAAAGAAGUGUCCAUCGUCACGUCCGCAGUGCACAAAUUCAAGAAAGGCUGCGUUGUCAAGAUCUCUGGCAUCCCAGGCCUGGAAGGCAACACUGUGGUGCAGAGCGCCAAGUCUCCCACUCUCUUCAGGGUCGCCUUGCCCGCUGGUGUGAAGGAGUGCAGCUGGGCCGUGGAUGGGAAGGCCGAUCAGAACUCCGGGCCCCAGCCACAGGCGGAGGAAGUCACUUGCAGGAAAAUCCCGCCUGUCAUGCUGCAUCACAUCAGAUUGUUGGCUGGUAGGGCAGAUCAGGGUGAGUAUUGGAGGAGCAUGCGGCAGGAUGACGUGGCCGAGUUGCCCCAGGCGUUGGACGAUGUGUGUGACCAGGGGCCACCUCGAGCCUUGUAUACUGGUGUUGGUGGUCCACCUUGUCCAGACGGACAUAGGCCCAGGCAUGCAGGCAGGGGUGCAUCAGUUGAUGCUCAACAUUCUGGUGAGGUGUCAUCGGGGAUCACUCUGCCAGAAACAGAGCGCAGCAUGUCCUGGGAAUCGGUGAGGCAGGAGGGCGGUGGUAUGGCAGCCCAGCCUCAGGGACCCCUGCCAACCAUGGCUGCCACUGGAAACAGCCAACUGGGCACUCCAGUGACUUGCAGCAGUGCAUCGUGGUCGAUGGUCAGUGGCCAGGACAGCUCCCCAGCCCCUGCCUCUGAUUCAGAGACACCACCAGCCACGCCCCUUACCUCCAUUGAUGGCACACGUGGUUUUCAGGGCCAUAAUUACCACCCCACGGUUCAGCAGCAUUCUUCCACUGGCCCACAGAGUGGAUCCCACUGGACAGUGUCCAGAGGGCACCAGCCUAUUGGAUAUGAGGCCAAUGCUGGGAUGCCAGAACUGGCGAUCAAGGUGCCUGUGAGAAGACCGCCGAUGGAUCCCAGCGAUGGACGAAGUGCAGGAUUGUCUCCACCUGCUGCCUACUCGGGCUCUGGGGACCAAUGGCCCCAUCCUGCUGGACAGGAUAUGACUGGCAGUGAGCAGGCACAGCACGGCAUGAGGCCAGCGAUGGCGGGCAGUCACAUGCAUGGAGAAGAUGUGAGUGAAAGCGAGCAAUCACAGUAUGAUGCGAGGUCACAGAUGUCACACCAUGAUGGGCGUUCCUCCUGCCCAUCCAGUGCCCCUGGCAACCCUAGCUCUGGUUACCAAGGCCGCCAUUUUGGUGAUGGGACGGAACAGUCGCAGUUCAGACCCAGGCAGGUCGAGAGAUCACUUGUGGAGCUGCAUGGCGAGCCAGGUGCCAGAAUGCCCCCGCCUGCAGCGCACUGGGGCCCUGGAGACCAAUGUCUGCACCCUGGCCAGCAAUAUGUGAGUGAUGCUGAGCAGUCACAAUAUCAGGGUCAGCAGGUCGGACGCGGCAACUUUGCUGUGCAUGCAUAUGACAGCAGCAGCCCCGAUCUCCAGCAACCUUGGCAACAGCCGCCAUCGCAUCCAAGGGUGCCAGUCUCUCCGGCUGUCACCCCCUCAAACACGCCAACACCCACUUCAAGCUUUGGGGAGCAGUUCAACUCCUGUGCGGCCACCGCUGGCGCAGCAAUCCCAUUCAUGCAAAAGCUGCGUAUGGCGCAAGAGUUUUCUAAACCCGUUGAAGAUGCUGCAAAGCAGGCAUGCUCUCAGGUCUUUGAUGAUAACUCACCUCUGCAGGCGCAAAUCUGUCUUCAGAUUAAUGCGGUCGUGCUUGAGUGCAUUGUCUUAGAGGGUGACGCUGGGGUGCUGUCCGCUCAUGAGCUGCGACAUGCUGCCCACAAGACAGUGCAGUAUGUGGAGCCUGAGGAAGAUAGAUGUGCUCUGUUGGCAAGACUGUCCGAGGCACUGUUUUGUGUGGCCAGGAGCUACAGAGUCCCAUUGGCCACUGAGAAGCUGGAGAUCGUUGAGACCAUGGAGGAAGGUCCUCGGAUGCUCUCUCAAGAGGAAUUCCUUGCGAUGCCUAAAGACCAGGCAGCAGAGUAUGUGGCAUCUGAGGUGGAUGAUCCUGCCCGUCACCAGCUUCUGGUAAAUCUGGCAGAGAGAAGCAUGGGGCGCCAGAGGUUUUACAGGACUCUCUUGAAUGUUCUGGGGGUUACUAAGAUGUGGGAAGUGCUGGAGGAUGUGCGCCAGGCAUGCGAUGCCAAUGACAGUGAUGCCUGUGCUCCGCAAUCUUCCCUUGUCGCAAUUCCACCAGUGCCACCCCCAGCAGUGGCACCCAGUGUCUUGGCUGAAACACAGGAUAAUGAGUUCUCUGGGCCAACACCUGGACAAGGCCAGAGGCCCAUGUUUCAAAGUGGUUUGGCGACUGGGAAUGUUUCUGGCCGCACAAUUGGAAGGGGGCCUGCAGUACAAUCUGCCAGACAGCCAGAAUGCUGCAGUGAGAGGAGGGAUAGCAUUGUGGGGACCUGUCAUGUUCAGCCAUUCAGUCAAGCAACCGCAGGCAAUAUCGGGCUUGGCCGCUGCACCUUGGACAGUGACCCUGUUCAGACCUCAGUGCCAGCAGCAAGAAAGGUCAAGGGCCUUGAGCCACUUAGAGCUUAUCAGAGGCAAUGCAUUGAACUGAUCAACCAAGGAGAUCACAACUACAUUGUGAUCGCACCCACAGGCAGCGGGAAAACCCGGAUUUGCAUAGAGGCAGCGAAGUACAGAUAUGGCCAGGAGCCAUCGGCAAGGAUCGUAUUCAUUGUACCAAAGGUGGCACUCACAAAACAGCAGGCAGACGAGUUCGUCACAUAUGGAUUCAAAAGGGAGCUUGUCAGCCAUUUCUCUUCAGAGAACAAGAAGUUCACAAGGGAGGCCCUCAAGAAGUACGUGGUCAUAGUUAUGACAGCGCAGCUGUUGGUCAACUCUCUGGAUGACAACCUGAUUUCAAUGGACGACAUACGCAUGUUGAUAUUAGAUGAAUGCCACUGGGCUCGGGGAGAUCACCCCUACAAUAAGCUUGCAACUUUCUGUCGAGAUGCAAGAGAUGAAGAAAGAGAGGAGGACGAUCCGCUGCCCAGCAGAGCAACUCGUGUUAUUAAGACACAGAUCAUUGGCUGUACAGCCUCACCCACAGUGGGCUCUGACACGGCAGCUGCCAGCAGCAACCUCUGCCGCUUGCUGGAAGCACUGGAUGUCAAGACUGGACUCUGGAUACCAGAUGACAAUGUAGAGAUAGCACAGUUAGUCCCAAAAGCACAGGAGGUUUACACAGCUGUGAAGCGCAGGGACGCUGAUGGCAAGUGGGGCAAAUAUCUUGGAGAGCUCAUGCAAGACUUGCUGAGAAAGGCUCAUGAAGGAAGGGCAAUAUAUAACACACCUUUGGGCGACCUAGACAUCGAGUCCAUUCUCCGAAGCUCGAAGCUCACUAGUGGCUUUGCAUCCUCUACGCUGGCAGACAAGCUGGCCUUGGUGCAGCAAAGGAUUGACAAGUCUGCAGUUCUUGAAAUGCAGAAGGCUGACUUCAAGGAAUGGCUGGGUCUCUUGGAAAGGAUGAACAGCGCUUUGGACCUGGUGCAUGACGUUGGUCGUGAAAGCACUUACGACUAUGUCAACGACUAUAUCAGUAAAAGGCAAGAAUCCCUGAAGCAGCAAUUUCCUAACCUUUUUGAUGGCCAGCGCAUCUGUAACUUCAAGAAUCUUGCAAGGUGUUUUCAAAACCACCCACCCAUAAUGAUGACCCGUCAGGGUCAGGCACCACUUGCGAUCGAGGCACGGAGCUUUCCACGCUUCGCUGCCCUGGUGGACAUAAUACAUGAACAUUCAAAGGGUGUGAAAGACUUCCACGGCAUCGUCUUUGUCCGAACCAGGGCGGGGGUUGCACAGCUCUGUGAAAUGCUGAAGAGCAUGCCCCAGCUGGAGGCUUUGGACAUAUUGAUGCUGGUUGGCCACGGCAAGGGCAAAAAGAUGCAAAUCGGUAUGGAGGAAGGGAACAAGAUAUUGAGGGGAAUGACUUCCACAGCCCAGGAUGACGUACUGAAGAGAUUCCGGGCUACCGGGGAAUGUCUGCUGUUGGCAACCAGCGCAGCGGAGGAGGGAAUAGAUGUGGCGAGCUGUGAGCUGGUGGUUCGCUACACGGUCUCUCAGACUGGUACUGAGAGGGUGCAGUCCAGGGGCAGAGCCAGAAAACAGGGGGCCAGAUUCUAUAAUAUUGUGGAGGAAGGGUCUCCAGAGCACAUUCAGUACAAGAGAUCAAGGAAGGAGGAGGGCCUCAUGAACGAAGUCUUGAAAGCACAAGAAAACAUUCACAGAAUCGAUGGCCCUGCUAGUCUGGCCGACUGUAGGGUUGGUGGUGUUGCUUACUGA
Ostreobium quekettii is the source of this 4416-nucleotide messenger RNA. The record is from the annotation of a GenBank genome assembly. Lineage: Eukaryota; Viridiplantae; Chlorophyta; Ulvophyceae; Bryopsidales; Ostreobiaceae.